Molecule: messenger RNA, 2043 nt
Organism: Pichia kudriavzevii
Lineage: Eukaryota; Fungi; Ascomycota; Pichiomycetes; Pichiales; Pichiaceae
Exons: 1
Coding region: 1-2043 (680 amino acids)
Biological process (GO): intracellular signal transduction; protein phosphorylation
Cellular component (GO): nucleus
Molecular function (GO): ATP binding; protein serine/threonine kinase activity
Source: RefSeq, a predicted model, not a curated record
AUGUCGGAUCCAGAGAAGUCCCACGGGAAGUUGAAGAAAUUAGUACAUGCGGUUAAUCCUUCCAAGUUAUUUAAAGAGAAACCGGAGCCUCAUCAGACAGUCAGUAAAUUGCAUAAUGUACCAUUGAAAGUUGAGGCAUCUUUACCAAUGCACGAGGUUCAUUUUCCCAAAUCCCCAAAACAUUCUCCACAGGAAGGCAGGAGCAGUUCUCUCGGAAGGCGGAGUUCAAUAAGUGCUGCUAACUUCAAGCAUUCCGCCGCUGGUCAUAAGAACAUACCCAAACCGCAUAAUAAUCUGGCUAGACCUCAUAAUAAGUCAUUUUCGGGACUACCUCCCUAUAAAAUUGAAUACAACCCCUAUGGAAUUUAUAACUAUCACCCAAUCGAUACGUUAGGUAGUGCGUUUGCCAAUGGGAAGAAGCAAGAUGAACAUCUUUUGAAAUUAACUAACCCCUUAUCCGAUCCGAAUGAUUUUUUACCUGACGACUACAAACAAGAUAUCACUACUUUGGAGUCGAAGUACACUUUACUUGAUGAAGAGGUAGGUUCCGGGGGUUCGGCCACGGUGAGAAAAGUAGCUUUAAAAGAAGAAGGCCUCAACUCUCCAAUAUAUGCUUUGAAGAAAUUCUCGAUAUAUUCGGGAGAAACAAAUAAAGAUUAUUAUAAUCGUGUUACAUUUGAGUUUUUAAUUACCAAAGGAUUUUCAAAUUUGCAUUGUAUUAAAGCUUAUGAUUUGUUACAGCUACCUGCGACUUUACAGAACGCGUGGGGAAUGACAAUGGAUUACUAUGAAUAUGAUUUGUAUAAACUAAUAAAGUCUCCCGAAUGGAGCUUAAGUGCCUCAACAAAUGAGAAAUUAUGCAUUUUCAAACAAGUCUGUUUUGGUCUAAAAUAUAUGCAUGAACACGAUAUCGUUCAUUUAGACCUAAAACCAGAAAACAUAUUGGUCAGCAAAAAUGGUUUAAUGAAACUAACAGAUUUUGGUUGUUCAGAAUUUGGACACGUGGAGCACGGUAAUUUCAAAAGCCCCAUACUAAUGAGGACGGAAAGAUUGGGAACUCCUCCUUACCAACCUCCCGAAGUUGCCAAGUAUCAUUUAAUCAAUAAAGAGUCAAGAGUACCCUUCUGUCCUUUCAAAUUUGAUUAUUGGUCUAUGGGAAUACUGUUGUAUCUACUAAUCAAUGGGAAACUGCCAUUUAAACAAUCUAAAGAGACAGAUUUAGCAUACAAAGCAUUUAUACGUGAAUAUAUGGAAAUACUGGAGAUCAAUCCUGCAUUUGCAUCUGAUAUUUCUUUGAAAUUACCCAAGGUGGGGAUGUUCUCGGAUCCACACGGUAAGGAUGCAGCUGUGCUCUACUUAUUUUGGAGAUUAUGCGAUCCCAAUGCGAAAACUAGAAUGACUUUACCCAAACUCUUUGCUAAUAAAACUUUUCAGAAGAUGGAAAUGUGUGUAGAUGAAAAACUUUAUCAAUCAAAUUUCCAUCAUCACAAGGGUCAAGAAAAACUGUCAUUUAAAAUUGAUCACACUUCGAAUACUGAAGUGACAGAACAAUUGGAAGUAAGACAUAGUAAAUGGGAUGAGAUCCCUACUAUACCAGGAGAAUCAGCAAAAGACAAUUCUUUUGCUCACAGAAAAACAGAGAAAAUGAAUCCUUAUCGUGUAAGAAAAGACAGAAAGUAUGACUCUUUAACUACAGGGAAUAUAAUGCACCAGAUGGCGGGACAGUCUUAUCUUGAAAAUUCGGAUAGUGAUGAACCCACUGACGAUGAAAUGUCACCAAGUUCGGAACCAUCUCUCCAUGCCACAACAUCAAAUACGGACCGUAGAUCUAGAGUUCCGGCACGUGAACUAUCUAGUAAGCCAAUAGUCCAUCCACCUCUGCAGCCUGUAUUUGAUAGUCAUGACUAUUCUAAUAAGGCAACAGAGUACAUGAUUGUCGAUUUGGAAGAUAUACUUGAAGCAUGCAACUAUCAAGUCGUACCACAUAAACACAAUAUGCUAUACAAAGUUGGAAGAUCAAGGAGAAACACCACUCUUAGGUAG